AUGUCUUGCCGAUCUACAAGCCUACAAACGCACAAACAGAAAGAUAGGGUCACUGCCCUCUCCCUUGAAGCAUUCAUUGUCCGGCUAUACCGAAAAAAGAAUAAGGCUGGCUUUCUCAAAGCAUUCCCGGACCAGCCUGAGCAUAUCACCAGUGGCAUGUCUCCGCUGAAGAACAUCAUGAAGAAGCUUCAAUUAAGACGCGUUCAUAUAUAUCCACGAUUUCACGAAGACGUCAAGAACACACUCGAAACGCGUAAAGCAGAUGUCAUCGAAUUGUAUCAGCGUCUUACAGAGCCUAUGGAGGCAAUUCACCAUGCGAUAGUCCAAUGCAUGACCAUCACACUUUCCGAGCUCAAGAGAUCUAAUAAGACACUUGAACUUGAUGAUCUUAAUGUAGAGUCGGCAUACUUCCGUUCGUUUGAUGCAGUGGUCCGCAGGCAAUUAGACCCCGUAUGGCACAAGGUCGGUCCACGGACGAAGCAACUCGUGGGUGACCUCGCGACGCUCAGGCGUCUAUUAACGUACCUGUUGUCCUAUGACGCACUCGCUUUUCACGCAUACCUUGAAACUCUCGUAGCCUCAAAUACCACAACCGUAACUGGUGCAGCUAAACAACACCAAUCCCCUUGGAUGCUCGCUGACGCGGCUAAUAUCAUUUUUAGCACCGCGAAACGACGGUCACAUGUCCUUACUGCUCCAAAACCUACAUCUUCGGUUUCUGAGAGCCAAGUGAUUGACGUUGACGAUGAAGAUGCAUGGGCUGCACUUGAUGAGGCCCAUGGGUUGACAGGAAGCAAUUGUAGAGAUAACGGGAAGAAGAAGGAAGAGAAGAAACCAUGGGUUCCGGACAACAUGUCUCCAGUGCUCGAAGAGCUUCCAAAGUGGGAUCUCCUUGCAGAUGCACUUCAAGAAAUCGAGGAAGAAUUGAUGAGACAGGAAGCAGUGUCGACUCGUCCGCUAGCUCGCCACACAAAUACGGUACUUGUCAUGACCUCGUCUCCACGUUCUUCUACCCUUGUGAGUGAGCUCCUGGGGGAGAUGGACGGUACUGCUCCGAAAGGCUCUCGUGGACGAUCCAUGAUGGAGCGCAAAUUACGGACAUACCUGUAUUGGAAUGGCCAGAACGCCAGACAAAAACAACCAAGAUACCAACAACCACCUCGGUUCUCUGCCCCGCAGCCACAGUCGUCAUCGCAACCUGAGGGCGAGAUCAGUGAAGCUUUGAAGAGGAAAGAUAAGACGAGACAAGAGCGAAGUGCGAAUCGGAGAAGGGUGCGUGGCGGUGCACCGAUGACUGUUGCACCAAGUAAAUCAGCGGUUGUCGAUCCAAAAGUGGAGUCGAGAGACGAUGGAGAUGAUAUUGCAGCCUUCCUUGCAAGUCAACCUUCAGACCACCUUGUUUCCUCCAAUGCAGACGCUCUCCUCCUUGAAACGCUUCUGUCAAGCGAAGCAGAAAUAGAUUUUGACACGCACUACGGCUCGCUUGCGCCCUCGCAGAUGGUUGUUGUGCGAGCAUAUACUGAUGACAUGGACGACCAGACUCUCGCAGAACUGCAGCCAAGAUUUAUUGUGUACAGAAACUUUAACCCUGGUAUGGGCGUCCGUGUGUAUUUCAUGGUCUACCAACUCUGUUGCGAGGAGCACAAGUACCUUGCUGGACUGAGGCGCGAGAAGGAAUCUUUCGAGAAGCUAAUCAAGGAACGCGGAUCCAUGCUCCUGCCGAUCUUCGAGGACAAACACGCUGGGAAAAGCGAUGCAGUCAUUAAAACGAUCAGUACCCGUCUCGCAGGCGGAAGGAAGGAGCUGAAAUCUGCAAAGUCGUAUGCCAAGCCCACAAGCAAAUAUCCCGCGAAGAAAUCAACAGGUCCAACAGAUUCUGAUCGCGCUCCUGCAUUUAUUCAAUCCAAACUUGUUCUCCUCAUGCUCCACUUCCCUCGUGUUCGAAUCAUUUGGUCGUCGUCCCCCUAUGGUACAGCAGAUAUAUCCAACGACCUCAAAGCCAACGCCUUCGAGCCGGACCCUAACCGUGCGAUUGCAAUCGGCGCUGAGGAAGACACAGAAGCGGGCGCAGGCAUCAACGCUGCUGCAGAGGAGCUGCUUCGAUGUCUACCAGGAGUGACAGCGAAGAAUGUUAAAUAUCCGAUGAACAAGGAAACACGAAGGCGAAGAUGUAGAACUUGUGAAAGAAAAACAUUGAUGCGAGAUAACAAGGGGAACCCGAUCGACAUCAAAGUAUUCAAUCCUAGAUCAAUAUUCAAUAUUUUAACACUGAAAAUACACGAGCGACAUGAACAAUGCAAGAUAACAGGACAGCACGGCAUUGGGUACAUAAAUCGACAGUUUCAGGCCUGGGACUAA
Molecule: messenger RNA, 2358 nt
Organism: Suillus discolor
Lineage: Eukaryota; Fungi; Basidiomycota; Agaricomycetes; Boletales; Suillaceae
Exons: 11
Coding region: 1-2358 (785 amino acids)
Biological process (GO): nucleotide-excision repair involved in interstrand cross-link repair; double-strand break repair via homologous recombination; resolution of meiotic recombination intermediates
Cellular component (GO): nucleotide-excision repair factor 1 complex
Molecular function (GO): single-stranded DNA binding; damaged DNA binding; single-stranded DNA endonuclease activity
Source: RefSeq, a predicted model, not a curated record